Messenger RNA from Stegastes partitus (bicolor damselfish), 2954 nucleotides. RefSeq names its product zinc finger protein 2-like. Lineage: Eukaryota; Metazoa; Chordata; Actinopteri; Pomacentridae. The transcript has 3 exons. The coding region runs from base 3 to 1436 and encodes 477 amino acids. Gene Ontology annotation, biological process: regulation of gene expression. The record is from RefSeq and is a predicted model, not a curated record. Gene Ontology annotation, cellular component: nucleus.
CCAUGAAGCCGCAGCCGAUUGGCACCAAAACGUGGCCGUGCGUAACGGACUCUGCGUCUUUUCAGGAGGAGCUGGUUGCUGCCAUACACGGCGCAUUUGAAGUCGCCGUGGAGGUCGCAGUUCGGGAGGUGAAACAGCUCGUUGUUCAGGCCACCAGCGACAUGUACGGAGAGCUGCGCCGAGAGAACGAGUCCCUGAAACAAAGGCUGCAGAGAGCCGAGGCUCUGUUGGACUCUGUGCGUACAGAGGGGAGAUGUAGCAGCCCUCCUCCUGCAAAGAAACUCUUUAAUGGCACAAAGCGCGCAGACCCACCGCUUUACCCUAAUUGUAGCCAGAAAAGCCCAAAUCCUGCUCACAGCUGUACGGGGGUCAGAGGUGAAUCUCCUCCUGCACAUCAGCCUCUGAACUCCCAACAGAGACACAUGGGCAGAAAUGAACAGACAUCAAGCAGUGAUGUGAAGAGACAAUGUGUCAAUGAUGCAGAUGCAGAGAGGGAACGAAAUAAUGGAUAUACUAAUGAGGUCACUGAAGACAUUUUGCACACAUGUGCAGUGAAGGUAGAAAGCAUGACUCUGCCGUGUCAACACCCACAAGCUCAAGACUGCAACUCGCCACCGCUUCCCAGCGUUGACAACAAGUCCACGUUGGAGCAGGUUACUGUAAAGCAGGAGAAGCCAGAGGACGAGAGGGAUGGUUCAUCGUGCUGCUUGGACUCCAUUAAAGUGGAGGAUUUUAGUUUAGAGUGUAUGUCUGCAGCCCAGUCCAAAAUGCUGGAGGAGUGGAAUCCAGAAGUGCCGGAUAUCCAAGACCCAAACGCUCGGCUGUGCAGCGCUGGACUGGAUCAGGCUCACCCUCCAAACCUGACCACCGACCUCCCGCCACCCUCAGAUCUUCCAUCUCUUUCCUCAGACUUCCCGAACAUCCUCCAGCUGGCAGAACAAGCUCCCAUAUCAGAAGCUCCUCCGCAGGUUUACGGAGUCCAUGUCCGAACCGGCCGCAGCCUCAGCCACGCUGUCGCCGCCCUCUACGCCUGUAAGUCCUGCGGUCAGACCUUCCACCUGCCCAGCCUGCUGCGGCGGCACCACAGCCAGUGCCAGCAGAGGAUCCAGCAGCGAUGUCCGCAACCCGUGACGGGAAACAAGAGGACCAGACUGCAGCUUUACCCGCCGGGCUGCAGCCCUUUCCGCUGCACGGAGUGCGACCGAGAGUUCAACCGCAUGGAGAACCUCAAGACACACCUUCGCAUCCACACCGGUGAGAGGCCGUAUACCUGCUCGGUGUGCUCCAAGUGUUUCCGGCACUCUGGGGCGUUAACCAGACACUUCCGCAUCCACACUGGAGAGAAGCCUUACAUCUGUGGACAGUGUGGGAAGUCUUUCAGAAACUGCGGGGGGCUUAAAUUCCACCAGCGUUCUCACAGCAAGCAGCUACAGUAGAGUGGGACUUCUUUAUUCAAGGUGUAAACAGCUGAUUUAUGCAAUGCUCACUAUGUUUAAAUUUGAUAUUUUUCUGUACAAAAUCUAUUUUGGAGAGUUUUACAGUCUGCAUUUGUGAAGCUGGACAGAUAUCUGAUAAUUUUGCUUGAUAUACAGCUUCAGGAAUCCAGUGUAAAAGAAUAGCAAUGCAGAAAACAACAUUCCCAAGUACAAGGAUGCAUCAUGAGUUUCUACGGUGGAUCAUCAUAUUGGAGUCUCUCCGGGACUAAUUUCAACUCCUAUCCUAAUUCCCUUUGAGACAGUAUUGAUUUACAGUGACUCACCCACAAAGCAGCCUUUUAACUAAUUCUAAGAACUUAAGUGUAUCAUAUUGAGGCAACAACUGUCAAAAAUGACACAUUCUUUGGUUUGAAUAAAUUUGUACUGAACCAAAAUAUAAACGCAGCAUGUAUUACUUUAUUAAACUCAGUCUAUUAGUUUUUGUACCCUUGGGGAAUAAGAAUUUGUUGCUCCAACACUCGGCAUCCCUACAACAGAAUGGACUUCAUGAAGCAACCAAGUAUGACUGUUGUGGAAAUGGUAAUGGGCCGAUCAAGAGUGGGGUGAUAGACCAGAAAUCACAAGUCAUUAUCCAGCCACACAUCUCCAACACAAACACUAACUGAUGCUUUCGAUGCUGCUUGUGAAAUAUUCCCGAAGGGCUCUCUGAAGCUGACAAACAUUUUUGAGGAACAGGAUCAUAUUGUCGGACGCGUCAAUCCAGAGAUUGUUGGUUAUUGUCUGAAAGAAUUUCUUAAGUGAAAAAUGGUGGAGUUGUGGAUAUUCAAGUGCCUGGCUACUCUUCAUGUCUUUCUUUUGUCAUCUGUGGCAUUGUGUCAUUCAAAUAAAGCUCCAUUUUAAGGUGGUCUUUCAUAGUCACUGGUCAACAAAGUGUUUUUGUCCUGGUCGCACUAUCUGAUCAUUGUCCUUGAUAGCCCCGGCCUGACGAGGAUGUGGAUUAACUCAGUGGUCAAGAAUUUGUGUUAAGAAAAAAGACAACUAACUUUUUAUUUAUUUUUCAGAAUUGGCUAAAUUUAACCCUUUUCCAACCACAACAGUAUAACCAGUGUAAUGUUUUUCACACAGUUAGAAACAAACACUAUUUGCAUGCUGCGUCUAUAUUUUUUCAGUGUAAUUAGCUUUAUGUCAGUAGAAAUGAUCCAGAUUCUGAAUUUCCCUUCUGGGAUAAAUAAAGUAUUUUUCAUUUCAUUUCAUUCAGUACCUAUAUGAUCACCGAGGUUACCAUUUUGUAUGUGACUGUUCAGCUGUAAUCUGAAGCCUUUUAGUGUUUUUCAAAGUGCCAUUUUUCUUACUUGCUUUCUGAUUUUUAUUAAAGGAAGUCACUGGCUGGGCCAGUUUGUGUUUCCUAAUUAGUCAUGUUUUUGUAAUUAUUUGUUUUUGUGCUUUCUAAAUAUGAAUUAUAUUGUGACUAUACUAUGGAAAAUAAUGUUAUUGGCUUAAUAAAUUGAUUAGAAAAUG